Saccharomycopsis crataegensis is the source of this 2133-nucleotide messenger RNA. RefSeq lists its product as uncharacterized. Bases 1 to 2133 code for a protein of 710 amino acids. The transcript has a single exon. The record is from RefSeq and is a predicted model, not a curated record. Lineage: Eukaryota; Fungi; Ascomycota; Saccharomycetes; Ascoideales; Saccharomycopsidaceae.
AUGAUAAUACGAUGUGGAAUCUGCCAUCAAUCGCCAGUUACUUUGAAUGGCCGGUUUUCUCUGGAGAAAAGCUUGUGGGAUGCAGCGAUAAAGGGUAGUCAUGACCAUCAUAACAAUUCGUCCUACCUCAAUUGUCCUUCUUGUAUGAAUUCUUUAUUGUUGAAGAAUAAUGUGAAAUACUUGGAUACCUUAUUGUUAAUAGAUGAAUCUAAAAAGCAGAUUAACAGAGUCCUUCGAAUGUCAUUGAAGAGUGAUGACAGUGCAAACAUUGAGUUUUUGACAGAGUACGUUAAUGGCAACCAAACAAGCGACACAAAGAAAAAUGAGGAGAAUUCUUCCGGACUCGCAACAUUAGAAUCUCCUUUAACCUCUUCAAACCAUGCUUUGUCUAGCUCUAUUGCCAAAGAAAUCACAUCUCCUGCAGAUUCCUCGAUUGCUGCACUAUCAGCACAGUUGCUUACCGUGGAAUCUUUGAUCCUUAACAGAAAGAUAAGCCAGCUACGGAACCAGAGUAAGGAAAUAAGGAACCGUAUUAAGACAGCUCUAAUGGUUAAAAAACAAAGACAUCAUGAUCUUUUGAACAAGAAAUUGGCUAACUAUGAUGCCAACAAGCAAAAGCUCAACGAGAGUUUCGAGCAGCGAAGGAAGCAAUUAAAAAGGGAAAUAGGUGAACGAAAAAUGGGCUUGACAACCGUGGAGUCACUGAUAAGCAAUGAGAAGGCUAUAUUAUUUCAGAACCUUUGCAAGUUUAUUUCCGUUAAAAAGUAUUUGACUAAGAAGUCUUUGAAUGAAGCGUCGCUGUUCAACAAGAUGAGAAGUUAUUACUUGACGAUUGGUUUCCAUCCAGUAUUCUCCGUUGGUAAGAUUAUGCAUUAUAACCAUAUCCUCGUGACUUCCUCAUUGGAGUUGAUUUGCCAGUUCCUAUUUUAUUCUUCACAUUACCUUCUGAUAAAUCUUCCAUUUAGCAUUGAUAUUCCCAGUAGAGAAGGCCUGUUUAAAUAUGUGCUCCAUGGUUUGAAUGAAAAUUUCGAUGGUGGUUUUUUAAAAAUCAAGGUUGAUAAGAAGUUUGUUUCAAGUCGAGAAAAUCCAAACUUUAUCGGAAGCAUACCACCGAGAAAUCUAUUGAUGAUUUUGAACCAAUAUUCCUAUGACGAAACCUUUAAUUCUAAAAAUACCGUCAGCCUCAAAAAAUCUUUGAUUAAGUUGAAUCUGGUGGAAUUGUUUGAAUUUUCUAUUCUUUUGGCAAAAAUCAUCAUCAACUUGUACGCCAUGUGUGCUGAGUUGCAAAUAGUUGAGAACGAGGGUAGCAAUAGUGCUUUCAGUACCUACAGUAACUUAUUUAAAAUUGAUGAAUUAUUAUAUUUGCUUGUUACAGGAGGUGCUGUGUUGAACGACACCAACAAGAAGCCCAUGAGAGUAGUUAGUAGCGAGAGCACCAUGGUACAAAAAAAGAAACACGAUUUGAAAGGCCAUUUGAAAGAGCAAUUGGCUAAUAAAAAGAGGUUGUCAUCUUUACAGGAAUUAUCUAAAACUGAAACCGGUGUCAAGAAGGAAAAAAAACUGAGGUUUUUGAAAUAUAUUUUCAAUGUUUCUGAAGAGAAACCAGAGAUCAAUCAAAAUAAUGGUGAAAAUAAGGACAAAGAAGAAGGGGCCAUUAGUAAGACUGAAGCAUCUGAUGAAUUGAACUUUGAAAGUUAUAUUGAAAUCAAGCUGGACAAUGACAAAAAAUUGAAAGAUUUUGAUAAUAAUGAUCAACCAAUAGAGGAUCUAUCAUUGGCUGAUUUGAGUUUCAGGAUCUUCAGAAUAUUGUAUAACCAGUCAUUACUUUUGAGUGAAGAGCGUGAAAAGAUUGAUAGCAACGAAGAAAAUCAAAGGUUGGUGAAAGAUCUUCCACCAGAGCGCUCCACAAUGACACAAAAUUCAAAUUCCUUAUCUUCAUUAUCUACAACGAAUCUCAUAACCAAUACCAAGAAAAAGACGAAGAAACAGAAAAAGAAGCAGACAAGCUCUUCUGAAUCUUCUGUGACUAGAAAAAAGACCACUUCUGAAAAUACCACCAAGGAGAAAAAUUCUUCACACGCUGAUAGAGAAAGCUUUAAAAGCGCCAAUAGUAAUGAAUGGCAGAUGAUUUGA